Messenger RNA from Penicillium salamii, 1260 nucleotides. The record is from the annotation of a GenBank genome assembly. Lineage: Eukaryota; Fungi; Ascomycota; Eurotiomycetes; Eurotiales; Aspergillaceae.
AUGGAGGGUGUUUCUCGUCAAAGCUCACGGCUCCUUCGGCCCAGUGGCCAACUCCCCCGGCGCCUUCCCCGAACCGCGACAUCGUUCGUCCAGACCCAACGCCGAACCCUGUCAAAUUCCCCCUCAACGCUCGCCCCAGAAUCCAUUUUCAAUAACCUCAGAGCUAGUGGUCCCUAUAGCGAUGGCCCUACUAGCUAUUUUUCAAGCCGACAGACCCUGCCCGCAAACACCGUGGUGCGAUUCGUACCCCAACAGACAGCGUGGAUCGUCGAGCGCAUGGGUAAAUUCGACCGCAUCCUGGAUCCCGGUCUGGCGAUCUUGGUGCCUUUCUUGGACCGUAUCGCAUACGUGAAAAGCUUGAAGGAGGCCGCCAUUGAAAUCCCCAGCCAAAACGCUAUUACAGCCGACAACGUCACCCUGGAGUUGGACGGUGUGUUAUACACCCGAGUCUUCGACGCAUACAAAGCAAGCUAUGGAGUCGAAGACGCAGAAUACGCUAUUUCGCAACUUGCACAAACCACCAUGCGUUCAGAGAUUGGUCAGCUCACUCUUGAUCACGUCCUGAAGGAACGCGCCAACCUAAACACAAAUAUCACCAAGGCUAUCAACGAGGCUGCCCAGGAAUGGGGCGUUGUCUGUCUUCGUUACGAGAUCCGUGAUAUCCAUGCGCCGGAGAAGGUCGUUGCUGCUAUGCACCGCCAGGUCACUGCUGAGCGGUCUAAGCGCGCUGAGAUUCUCGAGUCUGAGGGUCAGCGUCAGAGCGCGAUUAACAUCGCCGAAGGUCGCAAGCAGUCUGUUAUCUUGGCUUCUGAGGCGCUGCGCGCUGAGCAAAUCAACCGCGCUUCUGGUGAAGCCGAGGCUAUUCAACUCAGAGCCGAGGCUACUGCCCGUGGUAUCGAUGCUGUUGCUAAGUCUAUCGAAGAGGGCGGCGAGAACGCGCACAAUGCCGUUAGCCUUAGCGUGGCUGAGAAGUACGUCGCGGCUUGGUCGAACCUGGCCCGUGAGGGUACCGCCGUUGUUGUUCCUGGAAAUGUGGGCGAUAUGGGUGGUAUGAUUGCCAAUGCGAUGGCUGUCUACGGCAAGGUUAGCGAGACACAGGCUCGGGGCCUGGCAAAGAAGGCCAUUGGUGCCGAAAGUGCUUCCCAGUCACCCGACGCGCAACCAGUGGACCAAAACAUCUUCGAGCAAGCGGAGACACCUGAUGUCGUGUCACAGACUGUGACCGAGGGAUUUGACGCGGUUCGUCCUCGCAAUGAUUAA